Messenger RNA from Python bivittatus (Burmese python), 4625 nucleotides. The record is from RefSeq and is a predicted model, not a curated record. NCBI's taxonomy places the organism in Eukaryota, Metazoa, Chordata, Lepidosauria, Squamata, Pythonidae.
AGGACAGGGGUGUGUUAGGUACUGCCUCGUGUUCUUGUUCGUGGCAGAGUCUCUGAGUGCCAGGAAGGCCUUCCUUUCUCCGCUGCCUCCGUGGAGCAGAAGCUGCUUUGGCAAAGAGCUGCCAGCCUGCCUGCCUAGAUCCAGCCCUUUGCAGGGCUCAUCCUGCAGGCAGGGGCCAGGGAGGGAGGGGUGCUGCUAGAAUGGCUUCCAGGUAAAAGGACGGGGAGUGGGUUGGGAGCAGGAAGAGCUCUGCCUGCCUGCCUGCCUCUUGUGAUUCAUCCUCAGGCUCCUGUUACUUGUGCUGGGUUGUGGGGGGAGGAAUUGUGGGGACGGCUAUUUUUAGCAGGCACUCUGACUGGGUGGGUCUCCUUCCCCGCAGCACAUUGUCUGCCCCGCUGUCCUGAGCGCGCUGGCUUAGAGAUGCUGGUGCUCCAGCAGUUGGCAGAGGCUGUAUCGCCAGAGGCUUGCAAAGAGUGGCUUGGAGGGCUCUUUGGGAGCCCCCUUCCUUCAGUGGCUGGGAAAGAGGAUUCUGCUCGUGGUGCCCAUGGCCACUUGCUGCCUUGAGGUGGUCGCACCUUGCUCUCCCCCUUGGGAAAGAGAGACCCGGCCGGCUGGCAGGCUCUGGCACCUCCUUUCAGAGAAAUGGUGGACAGGGGAGCUGGCAUCCCGCUCCAAAGGAUGCUUAGUCCCCGGGAGCUCUGGUCCACAGCUACGGGGUGGAGAACAUUCAGCUCCAGAUGUGUUUGAGGGGCACAUUGCCCAAGCAAGUAUCGCCCACUCCGUGUGGCUUCGUUGUGUGAGCAUGGGAUCGAUUCUUGGGUCAAAGGCUGGCCUUGGUGUUUCCGGAGGAAAGUGGCUUUCUAGUCCUCAUUGGGGCAGCAGCAAAGCUGACCGUCUGAGGCUCCAAGGAUGUCAGAGCCAGCAUCUGGCUUCCCAGCCCAGAAUUCUUGGACCUCUGCCAGGGGCAUCAAGGUUCACCCAGCAGCCGAAGCACGACAGAUCCCGACCGGAAAACCUCUUGGGCAGCGGGCAUCUUGUUCCCUCUCUGUGCGCCUGGCCCCGUGCGCCUCCCAGCCAGAAAUAGGAAGUUCCCAGAAACUAAGCUGGGUGGUUCAUGCCCAGGUUAUUUUCUUAGCAGCACCCCUUCCUGUGGGGCUAGAAAAAGGGAACUGUGGGUGCUUUGCUUGACUGGGGCCCUUGGGGGGCUCUCGGGUUGCCCAAGCUGGAGUGGAGUGGGGUGGGAGGGCAGUGCCCACCUGGCAGAAUGGGCAGCAGGAGCAGGUCCAGCCAACAAGCCAUUGAGUGCCAGGAGGCCACCAGACGGCCCCCUCUCCUUUGCAUUUCCCUUUUCUCUUUCGCCGUCUCUUCCAGGUCCCUAGAGCAGGGUGAGGGGCUUCAUCCUGCUUGGGGCGGGGCUCUUGGGCGGAGUCCAAGCGUCGGCUGUUUCUUGGCAGCAAGUCCUACCCUCCAGCUACCAACUGUCCACCCGAGGCCAGUUGGUGGAAACGGUUUCCCAAGAAUGGGCAAGGGGCAGACGGGCAGCUGGGGCUGGACUCCCCAUUGGCCCCGGGGGCUGCAGGAGCCAGCUGCCCAGAGAGGGGAGCGGCGGGCCUCGGCCCCCAGCUUUACUUUCCCUCUCGCACAUGUGCAGAGUGCUUUUUUCCAGGCAGGCACUGGCAUAAGCCUUUCCAGCUGCCUUUCUUCAGAAGCUGUUUUUAAGAAGGGGGGGGAACCAAAGUUCCCCUCCCCCUCUACUUUGGAAGGUGCUCCCUGUCAGGGGCCUUGCAGGUUGUGGCUGGAGUCAGAUGCUGUCUGCCAAGGAAGGAGGGCAGCUCCUUUCGGGGGGGGGGAGCUGAGGCAGGCUGCAGACCCUUGUCCUGCCCACCCAAGGAGUUUCUGCUGCCUCCUGCCCCCCCCCAAGGACCAGUUGGCUGCGGGGGCUCCAUCUCUCCUCAGGAAUCUGGAGCGGUUGGUGAGAAGCCGCCUGUGUGGCAACUUUGUGCCCUUAAUCGCCUUAGCUGGGUCAGGCAGGCCAGCCGGGGCCCGUCCCUGGAAUGCAACUUGGAAAGUUGCAAAACUCUGCCUCCUGCCCCCCCACAUGCGGGCACCAUGUUGGCACCAGCAUGGGCUGCAGAGAAUCUGGGUCUUGGGCACGAGGGACACCUGGUGAAAGGGCAUCCUUUCCUUCUCCGGACUGGGUGGCUUGCCCUUGGAGCUGGGUGCCCGACUGGGAAAGGACGGGCCAGCGGAGGGGGAGGGGGUGGACCGGCAGGCCUUGCCAGCCCGGCUGCAGGAGAGGCAUCGGGCUUGUGGAGGGGUAAUUGGGAGGGGUGGAGGAUCUACCCCUCCCGGCCUGAAACGUGGGCUAAAUGGGAAAAGCCCUUUGCCCUUGACCUCCUGGCCGGAGGUGCUCCCUUGGUGCCUUGUGCCCCCAGCCUUGCAGCCCUUCCGGUGCGUGACAGGGCACUCCAGCCAUGGGGUCUCCUGUCCCUGUGAGCUGCCCCCCGUCCCCCUGCCCCAUCACAGCAUCUCAGUGCUGAGCUGAGAGAGACGUUUAGGACCACUUCUCAAGUCAACUCCCCUGUAAGAAUCCCGUGUUCGGGCUGCGUUCGUGUGUUUGUUGCCCUUCCUGGGAUUCAGCCUCCAGACUGGAAGAGAAGCCUGUGCAGUGGGGGGGGGGGCGGGUGUGAAGUUUGGAAGGAGAGCAAUGGCGCCCGAGGAGGGAACAUCCCUGGCACCUGGAAAGACGCCUGCUGGCUCCUCAGAGCCACCAUGCCCUGCACUGAUCUUCGGUGUCCGGAAAGGCCUCUCUUUGGGCGCAUGGUGGGUGGUGUGAGUGGUGUGCAUGGAAAUUGUGUGUACAUGGUGGAGGGGUGGGGGGAGUGUGUGCCUAUGCCAGGCGUUCCUCUGCCCCCCCUUCUUCCCAGGAACUGGCCAGCUGAGUGAGCCAAGGCCUUGUGAGGGCGAGUCACAGCUCGGCUGCCACCUUCCACUCCCCCCAUGCCCUUCCUUCACAGUGCAAUAAAGGCCUGGCCUGCUGUGGGGCGCCUCCGGCAGAGCAGCAGAGGUUAUGCUGCUUCCACUUCACCCUCUGAGUCGUAAGGAGAAAGAGAAAGGCUAAGCGGAGAGCCCGGACUGCCUGGGUCGCCGCCAGGGCCACUCACGGAGUUUGCCAUGAGCCACACGCGGGUCUCCGAGCGCCAUCAUAUCGUCUCUGGUGCCUUUGAAGGGGUGAGUAGCCGACGGCCUUGGAUUCUGCAGGUGCCUGUGGCUGGCAUCUCUAGCCACGUGCUGGCUGGUGGACUUGUAGGCUAAGCUGGGCCGUGGGGCCAUUGGCCUAAAUGGUCCAGACCAAGAGAACUCACAGGAGGGCGAGGGGGAGGGGGAGGUCAGGACCAGCCCCAUGGGAAGCCUCCCCAGCUCUCCCCAGGCUGCUUGCCCCUCCUCCCUCCCUCCCUCCCUCCCUCCCUCCCCGUACAGGUCAGUCUGUGGCGAUGGGAGCAGAGGGGCUCCAGCCUCCUCUCCCUGCUCCAGAUGUGUGGGGGGUGUUCCUGUCUCUUCACAGCUAUCAAAGGCCCAAGUGCCCCGGGGGGAGGGAGGAGUGCUGAGGGGAAGACCACCGUCCCAGCAGCCAAAGUGGGCGAGGGCAAGAAGGGGAAAGAGAUCUCAUUCAGCCUCACUCCUGCCUGGAUGUGGGGGGCGUGGGGGGGUUGGGGUGAGAAGAGCUGUCUUUCUGGACUGAAGCUCCUCCUCCUCCCUUGCCCCUCUCACCCCAGGAGACCAGCCCUUCUGCAGGAGGGAGGCUAAUGACUUGCCAGCCUCCCCGUGGGUUGCGCUGCAGUUCCCAUCGCCCAGCCUUGGUGAGGAAGCGGGUGGAUCCCAAAGGCCAUCUAGGCCAAGUCAGGGCUUCCUCUCCAAAGAAGGCAGGCCCGUCCCUGAAGCCGUCUGUGCCCCUCCAGCCUCUAUGGAGUACCCAGCAGGCCUCGCCUCAUGGUUAGAUUAAGCCAUUUUGGGGUUCCCCACAGUGAUGCACCCAGGAAUAUCAGCCCACGCUUAUGGGGCUUGGGAAGUUCCAGCCACCCAGUGGGCUGCUUGUGUCUCCAUGGGCCCCUUCAUCUGGGGCAGGACGUGCGGGCUGAGCAAUGGUCUAUAGGGAUGACCCCCCUCUCUUGAGGACUGGGGGGGCAGAAGGGGGGAUGGGUGAAUAACAGAAUUACCCGAGAGGGACCAUGCACAAAUGGGGCCGCUUGGUGGGACCCAGGUGUUCUUGGGCUGAGCCGCGAGCUGCCCCGGCUCAGCCAGGACCCCUUCUUACAAGCUGGGUGGGGGGGAAGCUCUGUCCGUGUGUGGAAGGCUUGACCAGAACCAUGGCAGCCGCUGUGGGAAAGGGACACUGGCUGGAACUGCAAAGCAGUCUAGGGGCGCCCGACCACAGGCGCAGCUGCUGGGUCCUCUGGCGGGCCUUUGGCUCCGUCAUGGACCCAAAGAGGGCUGGUGACGCUGCCGCGUUGCCCGCACCACUGCCCAAAGCGAGGCCCGGCAGGUGAGUUAAUGGUUAAGCUUUUGUGGGGGGCUUCUGUGCCAUGGACCAGCCUGGAGCCUAUGAAGGAUCUGCUGGCAGCCCA